AUGGAACAAUCGUUCAACCAAGGCUUGCCUUCCGACCUCCGGGUAAUGUCGUUCCAGCUUCGGCUGAUGACGAUUAUUGGACUGAUUGGGCUCAAGAAUCACUUCUAUCGAUUCCUGCUGGCAUUCGGAUGGGGAACAUUUGUAAUUUUGUUACCCAAAAUUGUGCUAGGCAUGGGAAGCACCCAGUUCGACAUUAUCAUAAAAGGGCUAUCCGAACUGUUGUUUCAAGUGAAUCUGUACGCUUCGGUGGGACUGCUGGUGCUGAAAUUAUCUUCGUUCAAACGAAUGGUUCUUCUCAUUGGCGAUAUCAUCGGACAAGUGACCGAUAACAAAUGCGACAGUGAAAGCCACGAUUUGAUCCGAGUGCAGAACAUCAAAGUCAACAAAUUUGCAAAGUUCUACUUUGCGUAUUGUUCCGUCGGGCCUCUGAUCUAUUGCGUUCCAGCCAUGGCCACCAGCUACGUGCGUUACUUCAGCUAUGUCCAAAGCGAUACGAAUGUCAGUGGAGACGCACACAAGCAACUGCAGUUCGAGCUCGCGAUGGAACAAGAAUUCUACGGUCUACACGUUCGAACGAACUUCGUCCACUAUCAUAUCUUCAUGGCAGUGUCCCUAUCGGCUUACUACAUUUGCUCGUACAUUUCGGUAAUCAAAGUCACAACUCUGCUGAGUGCGAUUCGGUACAGCUCAACCAGUCACAGUCUGGUUAAGACACAGAUUAGACAAUUGGAGCAAAAAGAGAUUGUAACAAUUAACGAUAUCAGGAGGAUCGUCCAGUUGCACGAGAAGGCAUUCCGGUUAACCGCCUUGGUAGAAGACAUGGUGAGCAUCCCGCUGGCGAUGCAAUUCCUCACUUGUAUUCUGUUCUGGUGUCUGGUGAUGUUCUACAUUUCUACGAACAUCAACCUAAAUCUAUUCAACGUGAUGAUCCCGUUCGGUUUGUCAAUGAUCGAAACGUACGGCUACGCGUAUUUGGCAUCGGAGUUGACUGCCGAAGCAAAGUCAGUGGGCGAUGCUGUCUAUGGCCUACCGUGGUACCAGGACAGCCUCGAGUUGCAGCGUUACUAUCGAUUGAUAAUACAGAGAACGCAGUGUGAAACAGGAAUUACCGCAGCGAAGUUUUUCAUCGUGGGAAUUGGGAAGUUUGGUCGGGUGGUGCAAAUGUCGUACUCGUACUAUCUGGUCCUGAAAGAUGUGUUCAUCAAAUUGUAA
Armigeres subalbatus is the source of this 1212-nucleotide messenger RNA. RefSeq lists its product as uncharacterized. The transcript is spliced from 6 exons. Gene Ontology annotation, biological process: detection of chemical stimulus involved in sensory perception of smell; sensory perception of smell. Gene Ontology annotation, molecular function: olfactory receptor activity; odorant binding. NCBI's taxonomy places the organism in Eukaryota, Metazoa, Arthropoda, Insecta, Diptera, Culicidae. The coding region runs from base 1 to 1212 and encodes 403 amino acids. Gene Ontology annotation, cellular component: plasma membrane. The record is from RefSeq and is a predicted model, not a curated record.